Messenger RNA from Meriones unguiculatus (Mongolian gerbil), 2351 nucleotides. It is a transcript of the gene Dnajc7, whose product is annotated as DnaJ heat shock protein family (Hsp40) member C7. Lineage: Eukaryota; Metazoa; Chordata; Mammalia; Rodentia; Muridae. Bases 591 to 2075 code for a protein of 494 amino acids. Gene Ontology annotation, molecular function: protein binding. The record is from RefSeq and is a predicted model, not a curated record. The transcript has 14 exons.
GGCGCUAGGAGAUCCGUGAAGGAUGAAAGGCGCAGGGUGAAGACGCCCUGCGUUCCCCUCGCUUGGCUGGGCAGGGCUUCCAGGCACCGAUGAAAGCUGGGGACUGGGCUCAAAGUAGCUCUUCAUGCCUUUCCGGGGAGGAAGCUGUGGACACACUCCAAGGUCGGGAAGGUAGUCGUCGAGGGCUCUUCCCCUCGAGAGCCUUCGGUGAGCCCAUCUCCACACACCCGGGAUUCCCAAGCCUGGUAGGAGACGCUCUAGGACUGCGAGUUGUUAUGGCAACCAGGCUGUCGGGAUACUGAGGCAAGCCCAGGCCUAGAGAGGCAACAUCCUUCCGUACCCUCCUCCUACCCACGGGGAAAGUGGCGCCCCCUACGCACAGGAGCCGCCCCUGGGCUCCGGCCCCAGCGCGGAGACCACCUUGGACCUCCAGGGAUGGGAGGCCGCUCUGGCCCCAAGCGGAGCCUCUCGUUGGUAGACGGGCUCGAGGGAGUCCCUCUGGGCGCAGCGCAACCCAGCGGCUUGAUGCUCCGACCGGAAGUACUCUUCACGGCCUGCCUCCCACUCGGCUCUCUGGUCCCGGCGGUAAGAUGGCGGCUGCCGCGGAGUGCGAUGUGGUAAUGGCGGCGACCGAGCCUGAACUGGUGGAGGACGAAGAAGCAAAGAGGGAAGCAGAAUCCUUCAAGGAACAAGGGAAUGCAUACUAUGCUAAGAAGGACUACAAUGAAGCUUAUAACUAUUACACAAAAGCCAUAGACAUGUGUCCAAAAAAUGCUAGCUACUAUGGCAAUCGGGCAGCCACCUUGAUGAUGCUUGGACGGUUCCGGGAAGCUCUUGCAGAUGCACAGCAGUCAGUGAGAUUGGAUGACAGUUUUGUCCGGGGACAUCUCCGAGAAGGCAAGUGCCACCUGUCACUUGGGAAUGCAAUGGCAGCAUGUCGAAGUUUCCAAAGAGCCCUAGAACUGGAUCAUAAAAAUACCCAGGCACAGCAAGAGUUCAAGAACGCCAAUGCAGUCUUGGAGUAUGAGAAAAUAGCAGAAGUGGAUUUUGAAAAGCGAGACUUCCGGAAGGUUGUUUUCUGCAUGGACCGUGCCCUGGAGUUUGCCCCUGCCUGCCAUCGCUUCAAAAUCCUCAAAGCAGAAUGUUUAGCAAUGCUGGGCCGAUACUCAGAAGCACAGUUUGUGGCCAGUGACAUUUUACGAAUGGAUUCCACCAAUGCUGAUGCUCUAUAUGUGCGUGGCCUUUGCCUUUACUAUGAAGAUUGUAUUGAGAAAGCAGUUCAGUUUUUCGUACAGGCUCUCAGGAUGGCUCCUGACCACGAGAAGGCUUGUGUUGCUUGUAGAAAUGCCAAAGCCCUUAAAGCCAAGAAAGAAGACGGGAAUAAAGCAUUUAAGGAAGGAAAUUACAAGCUAGCUUAUGAACUGUACACAGAAGCCUUGGGGAUAGAUCCCAACAACAUAAAAACAAACGCUAAACUCUACUGUAAUCGGGGUACGGUUAACUCCAAGCUUAGGAAACUAGAAGACGCCAUAGAGGACUGCACAAACGCAGUGAAGCUUGAUGACACCUACGUAAAAGCCUACCUGAGAAGAGCUCAGUGUUACAUGGACACAGAGCAGUAUGAAGAAGCUGUGCGGGACUAUGAAAAAGUGUAUCAGACGGAGAAAACAAAAGAACACAAGCAGCUCCUUAAGAAUGCACAGCUGGAGCUGAAGAAGAGCAAGAGGAAAGAUUACUAUAAGAUCCUAGGAGUUGACAAGAAUGCCUCUGAGGACGAGAUCAAGAAAGCUUACCGGAAACGCGCCUUGAUGCACCAUCCAGAUCGGCACAGUGGGGCCAGUGCUGAGGUUCAGAAGGAGGAGGAGAAGAAGUUCAAGGAGGUGGGAGAGGCCUUUACCAUCCUCUCUGAUCCCAAGAAAAAAACUCGUUAUGACAGUGGCCAGGACCUGGAUGAGGAGGGCAUGAAUAUGGGCGAUUUUGAUGCAAACAACAUCUUCAAGGCAUUCUUUGGUGGUCCUGGGGGCUUCAGCUUUGAAGCAUCUGGCCCAGGGAAUUUCUUUUUUCAGUUUGGCUAAUGAAGGGCAACCACUCAAAACCCAGAAAAUGCAGACUUGCUCAGUUUCACCAUGAAUGUGGACAGUUCACUCCUCCAUCAUGUCCCCGUGUGCUUAGAGCAGUUUCGUUUUCUCAGUUGGGUGCCCUGUGUCUGUAUGAGGGGUGAAGGAAAGGGAGCCAGUGCCGAGGACUGGGGAGGGAGGGAAGCCAGGGGUAGACAGGAAGGCAGCUUGUGAAUUUUUGUUGUAUUGUUUAACUUUAUUAAAAAAGAAAAAGAAUAAAAUGUUUUGAACGUU